AUGGAGGAGAUGAACUGGGGGGCCGUGGAGGACCAGCUAUCGGGCAUCCAGGACGUGUGGAAGGAGCCGCGGUUUGACACGCUGCCGCACGUGGUGGCGGUGCUGACGUCAGGGUAUCCUCAAGAUGACAUGGCGAGCCUGGCGAAGCUGAGAGACACCAUCGAGGUGCUCGUGGACGACGUCGUGCAGGCGUAUCAUCAGGGCUUCAACAAGGCCAUUCACAACUACUCGCAGAUUCUGAAGCUGUUCAGCGAGUCAGCGGAGCAGAUGAGCGAGCUCAAGGCGAGUCUGGCGGAGGCGAGGCGGCUGCUGAGCAACCGACACAAGCAGCUGCAGCAGCUGUGGUGCCGAUCAAUCACGCUGCGCCACGUCAUCUCCCUUAUCGACCAGAUCGACAGCGUCUCCAAGGUGCCAGCGCGCAUAGAACAGCUGGUGGCGGAGGGGCAGCUGUAUGCUGCCGUGCAGAUUCACCUGCAGUCCAUCUCCACGCUCGACAGAGAGGGCAUCUCCCAGAUCGGAGCGCUGAGGGACAUUCGCAACGAACUGGCGAACACGAAGCUGCUGCUGUUCAACCGCGUGAUAGAGGAGCUGCACGCGCACCUGUACAACAAGGGGGAACACAGUUUGAAGAAGGAAGCUGCAACGGACGACGAUGAUGACAUCAGCAACCUCGUGCCUGUAACCGUGCCGCCCGCCGCCCCGCUACAUCCGUCCCUUGCCGCCCAGGGCAUCUCUCUGCCCGCCCCCUCCAAGCCCUCCCGCACCCGCGGCCGCAGCGCCAGGGCCCGCGGGGGGCUGAACGUGGAAACCGGGAGCGCGGUGAGCGAGGAUGAUGACGGCACGGUGGGCUCGCCCACGCGCAGUGAGGCGUCGGGCACGUCUGCCCCGGGGGGAGAGAUGGUGGUGAGGCGCGCCCACGUUCCCCCGCCCAAGUGGCUCACUGAAGCCACCUCCAACGAGUUUGUGGAAUCACUCACCAAGAGGGAGGCCCCAGAGCAUGACAAGUACAUGCAGACGCUGGUGGAGUGCAUCGCUCUGCUGGGCAAGGUGGCUGCUGCUGGCGCUGUUCUCAGUCAGCGUGUGCGGGGAUCGGUGCGCGAAAUCAUCCUUCAUGAGAUCAAGGACUAUGCAGCUGCAGCAGAUGCAGCGCGUCCCCGAGUGGAGCAGGUGAGCAAGCGCUCUCAGGUGGCCACCACGCCCCACUCAGCCGCCUCCACGCCCUCCUCCCACUCCACCGCCUCCUACUCCUCCACCUCCCGCGCCUCCUCCUAUUCCUCCUACCCUCUCCGCUCCUCCAACCCCCGCGGCGGAGCAGUGGUGGUGGCGGGAGGGGGAGGCGCAGGCGGAGGGGUGGGGGGAGGGGCAGGGGCGGGGCUGCAUGCUCCGAACGGGGUGGCGCAGGUGGUGGCUCAGGAGUUGCUGGAGUCGAUUAUGAAGAAACUCACCAUCAUUCUAGAGAACCACAUAGUGGUGGGAGACCUCAUGGAGGCCAAGGCGUCUGACCGCUCGGGGGACGUGCGGCGCACGCCGGAUGGGGACGAGGCGGUCAGCAAGUUCAGCGCCAGCACGGGCGGCUACAGCGUCGCUUUCGUCUGGUCCUGCAUGCAGAGCGAGUGCCAGCAGUUGCUGUGCGACAUCCUGAGGGCCAACCCGGACGGCGGGUCCUCUGAGACGUCAGGGCGCACCGCCCAGCUCAAACUCGACUCCGGCGGCACCAAGGGAGUCAUGCUCACCUUCAGCUUCCGUUUCACCGACGCCAACACCGCCUCCGCUCCUGCCGCAGCAGAGGCUCUACCAAAGAGGCGGGUGGGGGGCAUGGCGGGGGGCGCGGGCGCUCUGGAGGGGUACGGCACGGCACAGCUACUGCCAGAGCGAGGCAUCUACCUCACCUCUGCCUGCUACCGCCCCACGCUGCAGUUCACAGAGAAGGUUACGCAAAUGCUGCCACGCAAGUACUCCGACCUGGGCCGCUCUGGCCUGCGCCCCUUUAUGGACAGCUUCGUUAAGGACCAGUUCCUGCCCUGCGUGCGCGACGACUACCGCAACCGCGUCGCUGAGGCCCUCUCCAGCCCAUCUGCCUUCCGCCCACGAGCCAAGACCAUCGGCAUGUACGAGCCAGCAGCCGAGAAAGGCCGCCCACUGCUGCAGGGGCCGGUGGCGGUGGAGGGGGUGGUGGAGGAGGUGGUGGAGUGGGCCAAGGCCAUGCCCGUGUAUGCGGGGGAGUUCGUUGCUCUCGUGCACACCCUGCUUGAUAGGACUCUGGAGCGCUGCCGGGGAGUCUACACUGAGGCUGUGCUCGGCUCUCUCAGCAGCAACCUGGUGGGCCGCCCGGAUAUCGACAACCUCAUGCAGCAGCAGGUGGCAGCCAAGCUGCUAACGGACGGCGAUCUGCCGCCCGCUGAGCUGGAGGCCGCCCGGGAGGACCCGCCUCUGGACAGCGAGGCGUACGAGCUGGACCUCGAGAUCUACGGCAAGCUUCUGGCUUUAAGGCCUAUUAAGGAGGAGCAACUGAUUCUGGACACAGGCAAGCUGGUGCUGCUGGCCGCUCUCAGUGACACACUUGAGUACUUUGCCGAUGCCAUCCUGCGGCUGGGUCGCCCCAAGACAGCAGGCAGUGCAAGGAAGAAGACUGCAGCGGCAUCAGCGAGACAGCAGCGGGCACCGGCGCUGACGGCGUCGCUGCAGCAGCUGGCGGAGCGCUACCGGCUGCUGGCGAGAGAGGCUCUCAGGACACUGCGAGUGGAGAUGCAGCUGCAUUGUAUCUUCCAUCUGCAGUUCAUGCCGACCCGGGGGUACGUGAACGAGAUCGAUGCAGAGGAGCCAGAGGACUUCAUCGUGGCUCUCACUGCCCAGCUCACACGAGUGGACGAGGAAAUGACGGUCUUCAUAGCGCCUGCCCGCCGCUACUACGUCUUUGGGGGCGUCUGCAGCCUUGCUGCCACAGGCCUUAUCCGGGCUCUGGCGGAGCUGCCAGGGAUCAACUCGCUGGGAGUGCGGCAGGUGCAGCGCAACUGCAUCGCACUGCAACAGACCCUGGCAACACUCAACGCGAAUGGCAGUCAGAGUGUGCAGCUGAGUCUGGACCGCGUGGGCGAGUACUACGAGCUGCUCAACCGGCCAUAUGAGGUGUGUGCUGCUGUGAGCCCUCUGCUUCCGCCCGCGCACGGUUCCCCUUCCCCCCCGACUUCCGCCUCCCCGCCCCGCCCUUCCUCUUUUCCUGCAUUGGCGCAAGCCGCCACGCUGGAGGCGGAGAGGUUGAUCGGAGGGGAGGGGGAAGCGGGGGAAGGGUUAAUUGGGAAAAAGGAGGGGGAACCGGGAGAAGGAGCGGGGGCUUAUGCGGAAGUUGCUGGCGGCGAGGAAAGGGGGGAUGGGAAAGGCGGAAGGGAAAGGUCUGAGGACGGUAUGGAUGGCGACCGCGCGAGCGGGGAGCGGGAGCCCUUGACGGGAGGGGGAAACGGGGAAGAUGGGAGAGAGGGGGAAGAGGGAGUGGCGGAGGCUGUGGGGGGAGGGGUGCAAGCGAGCAAUCUAAAUAUAGGGGUUUCCAAGGAAAGCGUUAGCGUGAGUGAGAGCAGUGAGGUGGAGAGAGAAAAGAGGGACGAGAUGAGCCCGAUGGAAGGAGGAAUGGGGCAAGCAGGCACGGAAGUAGCUGCAGCAGCCGCUGCUGAUUUUGCUGCAGCAAGGGCAGCAGAAGGGGCGGGAGACGGGACAGGAGAAGGGGCAGGAGAUUCGGGUAAAGUAGUGAGUGGAGGCGGAGAAAAAGUACCAGGGACGACUGGAGAAGAGCAGUCAAAAGCCUCACCGCAAGCAGACCCCUCGCUCACACCCGCAGCAGCAGCAGAGGGAGCAGGAGCAGCAGGAUCAGCAGCAGCCGGAGCAAGAGCAGGAGCGAGGGGAACAACAACAGCGGAUGGAGGGCGCACGUGGGGCGGGGGAAUCCGCGCCAACACCACCCCCUACUGGCGCUUCGUGCAGAUCCUCUCCGCGGUGGGCGCGGGGGUGAUAUUCAUCCCCGCGCUCGCCUUCACCGUCAUUAUAUUCAUCCGCAGCCUCUUCCUGCAGGCCUGGUACCACCUCUGCUACUCUGGCGCCAUGCGCCGGCGAAAUCGGCGAGUGGUAACCCCAUCGUGCCUGUCCGUGCUGCCUUCGCCGUGCAUGCGGGGGACUCUGGAUCUGGAGCAGCGGCUGGAGGUGGUCUCGUGGGAGGGCGGGCGGGUGGUGACGUGGCGCAAGUCGGACGAGGCGGCGAGAGGAAGUGGUGGUGCCGCUGCUGAUGCUGCUGCUGGUGAUGGUGACGGUGAUGGUGAUGGUGGUGCAGGUGCUGCCGGUGUGAGUGCUGGAAGUUCGAGCAGCGAACCGCUGCGAGGAGAGAAGGCGAGCGAGGGCGGGGAAGGAGAGGUUCGGAUCGACGUGGGCGGAGGCUCGGGAGCCGAGCCUGCGGGAGGGCGCGGAAGCGGCAGAGGAGGCGCGGGCGCGGGCGGAGCAGGCGGAGCAGGCGGAGGGGAGGGCGGGGGGGACAACUCAGUAGCGGGGAUAGAGAUCCGGCCCGCGUCCCCCAUGGCGUGCGUGGCGGAGAACAGCUACCAGCGCGGCAUCCCGCGGCGGCUGUCCCUGAGCUUCGUGCACGCGUGGACGUUCACGUACACGCACGUGGUGAACCGCACGGCUGUUAUGAAUGCGGACACGCUGCUGGAGCUGGUCAGGCGGCGGCCUGCUGGCACGCCAUUGAUUACCAUCAGCAACCACAUGUCCACGUGCGUGGGGAGGUCGCAUGACCAGUGGCGCCUGCGCUGCGCUGGCCUGUCUCUCGCCCUUGUUCUCAUUCCGCACUCUCCCCCCCACCAGUCUCGACGACCCGCUCCUAUGGAACCAGUGGCGCCUGUGCUUCUCCUCCGCAUCUGUGCCGCUGGACGCUCAUAUCUCGACGACCCGCUCCUCUGGAACCAGUGGCGCCUGCGCUUCUCCGACCCGCAUAAGUGCCGCUGGACGCUCACAGCGCGCGACAUCUGCUUCACACACCCCUUCACCGCCUACCUCUUCCGCCUGGCCAAGUGCAUCCCCAUUGACCGCUACGGAGGCAUUUACCAGCCGGGCAUGACAGAGGCCGUUCAGCGACUCAGUGCGGGCGGAUGGCUGCACAUCUUCCCAGAGGGCCGUAUCACCCAGGAGCACGUGGCAUUGGCGCGCCUCAAGUGGGGGCUGGCAUCAGUCAUCGACCGUUGCACCUCCCCUGUCCCCCCCAUCAUCCUAUGCGUCGCACACAGCGGCUUCGAGAAUGUCAUGCCUGAGCCACGGGCGUUCGGCCACAGGGCCAUAGCGCCGCUGUGGGGGCAGCGCAUAGCGGUGGUGGUGGGGGAGCCGUUUCAAUUCAACAUGCCAGCGCUCAGAGCAGCUGCCGCCCACGCUGCCGACCACCCAGACGACUCACCCUUCGGGGUCGAACCCACUCCGCCUGCUCCCGCUCCCCCCACUGCUGCUGCUGGUGAUGCUGCUAGUGAUGCUGCUGGUGUUGGUGGUGCUGGUGCUGCUGCUGCUGGUGGUGGUGGUUCUGAUUCCACUGCUGCUCCUGCUGGUUCUGCUGAUGCUGCUGCUCCGAACGCUCCUGCUGGUCCAGCAGCAGGUAGGGAAGCAACGGUGGUGGAAGUGGGAGGGGGCAGCAGUGCAGUGAAGGACGAGGCAACGAGGCGGCUGUAUGCGUUCAUCACAGGGGAGGUGCGGCAGCGGCUGCAGGGUGCAGUGGAUGAAGCACACCUGAGGCAAGCAGACGGGUGCUGCCGAUGA
Molecule: messenger RNA, 5778 nt
Organism: Closterium sp. Naga37s-1
Lineage: Eukaryota; Viridiplantae; Streptophyta; Zygnematophyceae; Desmidiales; Closteriaceae
Source: the annotation of a GenBank genome assembly